Molecule: messenger RNA, 1372 nt
Organism: Oncorhynchus kisutch (coho salmon)
Lineage: Eukaryota; Metazoa; Chordata; Actinopteri; Salmoniformes; Salmonidae
Product: ubiquitin-conjugating enzyme E2 D4
Exons: 7
Coding region: 179-622 (147 amino acids)
Source: RefSeq, a predicted model, not a curated record
CGACCGUAAACUAAACAGAAAGCGGAAACAAUAGGGAACCACAUACACACACCCUUGUCUUUGCAAUCUACUCAGGGAAAUAAAAUACCUUUACCUUUUAAGCAAUACUAUUAAAUAGACAUAUAAAGAAAAUACGAAGUCGACGAGUACUUGAGGGCAUUUGACUAAGUCGGUUACCAUGGCACUGAAAAGAAUACAGAAGGAGCUUCAUGACCUGCAGAGGGAUCCGCCAGCACAGUGCUCUGCUGGACCCGUGGGAGAGGACUUGUUCCAUUGGCAAGCAACAAUAAUGGGGCCAGGUGAUAGUCCAUACCAAAGUGGGGUCUUCUUUCUCACAAUCCACUUCCCCACCGACUAUCCCUUCAAGCCACCAAAGGUAGCAUUCACAACAAAGAUCUAUCAUCCAAACAUCAACAGUAACGGGAGCAUCUGCUUGGACAUCUUGCGAUCCCAGUGGUCUCCAGCAUUAACUGUAUCAAAAGUUCUGUUGUCCAUAUGUUCGUUGCUUUGUGACCCGAACCCGGACGACCCCUUAGUUCCAGACAUAGCACAGAUCUACAAACUAGACAAAGAGAAAUACAACAGACUAGCAAGAGAUUGGACUCAGAAGUAUGCAAUGUGAAGGCCCUCCUGAAGAAUUUUUUUAAAGUCACAAAACACUGUACAUUCUGGAAAUAGAAAGUAAACUUAGGUGAUAUGGAACACAUUGUACUGUCAACAUUUAUCAUGUGAACCCAUGAACUAUAGAUGAUGUUGUGUUUACAGGGGGUAUACACUGCACAUAUGUACAUUAAGGGUGAUAGAUAUGGGGGACAACAACUGUACAUUGUUGUUAUCCCUACUUCCUGGUUUUGGGAACUUUUGUUUCUCGUCUCAUGAAUGGAAGAGGAAGUCAUUAGAAUACUGUAGCCCACGGUUACAUUCAGAAUACUGUAGCCUGCUGUUAGUCAUCAGAAUACUGUAGCCUGCUGUUCCAGUCAUCAGAAUACUGUAGCCUGCUGUUCCAGUCAUCAGAAUACUGUAGCCUGCUGUUAGUCAUCAGAAUACUGUAGCCUGCUGUUAGUCAUCAGAAUACUGUAGCCUGCUGUUAGUCAUCAGAAUACUGUGGCCUACUGCUACAGUACAACAUACUCAUGGCUCUGCUGACUGUCACCCAUAAAGAGGGAAAUUGAGGAAUCAAACCAAUUUUACAGUUUUUUUUUAAUUGUAUCAAACUAUUCUGGACCUACUUUAGUUGUUUUAGCAUUAAGUCAGAACUUCAUUAAAACAUUGAAAUACAUUCUCUGCCAUUAACAGUGAUUUAGGGGCUUCAGUUAUGGCUAUGGCUUAUGCUGUUUAGCACUUUUGUAUAAUUAAAGAAUGGUACACUUUA